AGACAACCUACAAAACAUAAGCGAUUUAGGGUUGUAUUUUAAAACGCCCUCUUGUAUAUUUUAUGCCCCAACUAUCAGGACGAUGUUAGUGAAAAUACGUUCAGUGUGAACUCGAUUAUUUCGACAACAAUAGAAAGCACACUUAAUGGACUAUAAUUUGAUAGUAGCAAUGAAAUUGCGUUAGCACGCACUAGUUUCAUUUUUUUAAAUCUAAUUUCAACUCUAUUCUGACCUGGUUGGCUUCAAAGAAGCUUUACCCAAAAUAUCAACUCGUACAAUGGGGAUAUUAAAUCAUCUCAUUCAAAUGUAAAGUACAACCAAAAGUGUAGAAACGCUGUGCAUCGAUUGGUAAUCACGUGCCUCAUGGAGUUAGUUUACGAUUAGGAUCAAUUUUGAUCGAAAUUUCAAACCCUUUUUAGUUAGCGGAAUGGGCAAUUUUCGUCUGGUAUUAAUUCGCUUUUGAUAGUGCGUGAUCGACGCUUCUUUCGGGCAGGAGAAUAAAUUAAAACCGCAAGUGUCUAGCAUUCAGUGACACAUUUCGUCAAAAAGGUUGAGUUCGAACGAUGGAUCGUCUGAUGGGUAAGUGAAGCGAUUGGCUUGCAUCUUUAAGAACUUUAGCUCUAAUUCCUCUGAUGGGUAUUCCGUAGUGCCGUUGCUGACGUUGAUCGCUGCCGGAUGUCUACCAGUGGCGGACAGUGCGUGUGUACCGGGUAUGGGAAUGACCUGUAUGUUGCAGAGUCUUAACAUGCUUACGGACGGCUUGAACACGCUGCGGACAAUACAACCGAACGUGUUUUAUAGCAUCCGUGUUGAAAUGCUUCGUGUACCUAGCAAUCCAUCCGGCGCGUUUAUGAUUCGUAUUGCCGAAUUCGUCGACAAUUUGGAAAUACUAGCUUUCCACGAAAAGGCGUUCCAAAUAUUGGCCGGAACGAAUCUGAGCGUAGUGCAGGUGUUCGACGCAAAGUCACUGCAACAGGUCCUCAUCGGUGAGAAUGAUAUCGCCAUCAGCAAGCUGUUAUUCUACUCGUGCAUGGUUGAUCAUAUCCCGCCAACGAUCGGUAACUUGCCACUUCUGACCGAAUUGACUUUUAGUCGAUGUUCCAUUCGUAACAUCUCUCUAAAUGUAUUCCGCAAGAACCUGCGUCUAGCGUUUCUCGAUUUGAGUUACAACGAAAUUGAAACGAUCAUGCCCAUUAGCAGUGCGGACGGAGAGAUUCCCCUUGCGAUCGAAGAUCUGUAUCUGGCAUCGAAUCGAUUGCAAAAUCUGGACUUUGCAGCUUUCGCCUCACUAUCGAAUUUAGCAACGAUUGAUCUCCGGAACAACAACUUGAUUAAGCUGGAAGCCGGACGUCCCAUCACGUUGUCCAACAUGGUGAUGCUGGAUAUUGGUGACAACCAGUUAAGCACGAUCGAUCUACAAUGGUUAUCUGCACCGAACCUUCAACGUCUGGUGCUGAACAACAAUCUGUUGGACAAGAUACCGCAACGGUUGCGCCGCUUCUCCAAUCUCAGACUCGUGGCUCUUAGCAAUAACAAAUUUACCGGUAUUGAUCUUGCACCGCUCAACGGACUUCCCAUGCUAAAUUCGAUUGACGUCUCGAACAAUCCGGCCCGGUACAUACGUAGUUCGCGCCCUGUGCGGCUGCCAAUGCUGGACACAUUGUACGCCGAGUUCUGUACCUUGAGCCGGUUCAACACAACUGGCAUGGAUUUUCCCGUUGUUACCUUCAUCAGUUUGGCGCACAACAACUUCAGCACCAUACCGCCACUGGGCCAAUCGUUCCCGACGGUCGAAGCGUUCAGCUUGUUCAACAAUCCAAUAUCCUGCAACGUGCUGAAAGCACGCACAGAUAUGAUCCUUUCGGGGAAAUUAAUUAUGGGACCGCCACAAGAUCCAAGCGACUGUCCGAUCGGUUCCACUAAAAUCGUCGACUCUUUUUUGUUGUGCUGUAAAGCUUGAAUAGCAAGAGCAUCUCAAUAAAGUAUCCACUGUAUCCACACUAAAUACGUUUUAUUUUUGCUUCGCAUUAGGACCGCUUAUUCCACACAGCAAAGUUCUCGUCCCGACGGUAGCUUUAGCAUUGCAUUCGUGAUGCAGGGCAUACCGAAGGCAGUUGUGUCGACGCUUAGUUUAAAGUCCACAAUGUACUGCUCCCAUUGGCGAACAGUGCUACAGUGCAGUGGAUUAUGCAAUGCAAGCACCCGUUUUAACUUUGGAAAGAUCUGAAACAAAUCCGGCAGACGUUGAAAUUCGUUGAGAGCGAUCGUGAGU
Messenger RNA from Anopheles funestus (African malaria mosquito), 2272 nucleotides. Its product is annotated as P-granule-associated novel protein 1-like. The record is from RefSeq and is a predicted model, not a curated record. The coding region runs from base 713 to 1960 and encodes 415 amino acids. Lineage: Eukaryota; Metazoa; Arthropoda; Insecta; Diptera; Culicidae. The transcript has a single exon. Gene Ontology annotation, molecular function: protein binding.